This is a messenger RNA of Macrobrachium nipponense, 953 nucleotides long. RefSeq lists its product as uncharacterized. The record is from RefSeq and is a predicted model, not a curated record. NCBI's taxonomy places the organism in Eukaryota, Metazoa, Arthropoda, Malacostraca, Decapoda, Palaemonidae.
UCCUCUCUGCCCUCCCCAGCUUCUGCUGCCGGUGCUUCGACGGGCAUCACCAGUCACUUGGUGACGGCCGAACUCAACCACUCCUCCACAGGGUCCCUAUCCAGCCUCCGGCAUGCCAACAGCAACGGCAGCGUUGCCAGCCUCGCCAGGGCAGCCAUCACCAGGGCCAACACGCUGAGGUCCUCCGCCAACAACAGCUGUCCCUUGAAGUCAAGCACAAGUUCGAGCGCGGCGUUGAACAGGACUGGGAGCUUGGUCCGUCGGCAUGAGUCCCUCAGCAGGACGGCGAGCCUGAACAGCGAGGCGGAGGACCGGAGGCGGACGAGCAUUCUGAGCACGGCCACCGAAGAGAUCAACCUGGCGAUCCCACUCGACGGCGACGAAGAAGAAGAAGAGGAGCAGCAGGAGGUAUUAGCAGGGGCGGAGAGGACCCCCGCCUGACCAUCGUCAGGUCCAACAGCCUGAACAGCCUGGCCUUCACGCCCGUGAUCGUCUCCCAGCAGCCGCCGCGCCUGGACCAGCACGGAGGACCUAGGCCUAUAAGCCCCCUCCCGCCGACAAGCGUACAACUCCGACGGUCCGGUGCCAUGCCCGACAGGGCUCGGAGGGCCAACUACAGGUCCACGAAGAACGUGUCCUUCGAUUGCGAGACGCGGACGGAGACCUUCGAGACCGAGCUGACGGAAUCCGAGACGGACGAGAGGGAGUUCGUGCGUUUGAUGGGACACUACGAAAGGCGACCUCACAUGAGGUUGCCCCUGAGCCCCGACGACGAAUACUGUCCCCCUGGGAAGGAGGAGGAGGACCUCCUACCGAAGGUUCUGUGCUUCGCCCUGGCGCUCAUCAUCACCGGGGGAAUUCUCUACGGCCUCAACCUCCUCAUAUCUAGGAUGAAUAUGAAUCUCUUCUCGUCGUGAGGUUCCUCCUCCUACUUCGGUAGAUAAGUCGUUCAA